AUGACGAACCCGACGACGGCCGCACCGGGAGUGUUGAUCUCGGAGGUGAGCGAAGACAUCGGGGAGCGAGGCAGAUCUUCCUCGGCGGCGAUCGUGACCAGCAGCAAAGUGGGGCAGGAAAACCCCUUGCCGGAGUCUCGAAUCACGUCGCCGACCGAGAGAACAAAAGAGGGGCGACUGCAGGUGGCUUUGGCAGUCGCGUUGACCGACAUGGAGGCGAAGCGGAGGGUGGCGGCGGCGUCGCGGAUCGCGGAAGGGGCUUCGGAAGUAACAGAGUUGGUGCUGCCGGCGUGGAGGACGAUGAAGAAGAAGCUGCCGAUAGACGAGGACAAGGAGGAAGGCGGCAACGUCCCUUUUUUGUGUGAGCGGCGGCGGAAAUAUCCCUCCCCUGAAACUUCACCGGGCCACUUCCAAGAAUCGAAACCUGGUUCGGGUAGGGUUUCUCAGUGGCUCAUGUUGGGCCAGCCGAAGCAGUGGAGAGGGACUGGACUUGACGCCGUGGGCUCGGAUGGAGCUGAGGGCCUUGUUGGGCCAAGGAGAGUGGAUUGUUUGUUGAAGAAAGUAAACCACAUUUUCGGUCAUGGACUAGGAAGGAAGGGAGAGAUCGUUGGGCUCUCUAUGACCCGAAAAGAGCAGCCUAGAGGCCUAAAGGUAGAAGCGAAAUAG
This is a messenger RNA of Linum trigynum, 666 nucleotides long. NCBI's taxonomy places the organism in Eukaryota, Viridiplantae, Streptophyta, Magnoliopsida, Malpighiales, Linaceae. The record is from the annotation of a GenBank genome assembly.